This is a messenger RNA of Vanessa tameamea, 1136 nucleotides long. Its product is annotated as cyclin-dependent kinase 12-like. The record is from RefSeq and is a predicted model, not a curated record. The transcript is spliced from 17 exons. Bases 70 to 1125 code for a protein of 351 amino acids. NCBI's taxonomy places the organism in Eukaryota, Metazoa, Arthropoda, Insecta, Lepidoptera, Nymphalidae.
CGCAUAAGUAAUAUUUAUUCCCCAUUAUGAGGUAUAUUGUUGUUGUUAAAUAUAUUGUUGAGAGCUAAUAUGUUUUGUUGUGUUUUUGUGUUCCAUUUAUUCGGAUUUAUUUUCGCCACUGAGGGUAAUCCAAUUUACGAUCCGACUUUAUCACGAGGUCUUGAAUUGGACUAUAAUAGCAUUCAAAUACCUUCAAUUAAACCAGAUGGCGAAAUCACAACUAUCACCCCUGAUCCAACUAAAGAAACAAAAUCGACUAUGAUUACAACGCCACCUGUAGUGGAAAAUUCACUCGGAAUAAAUAUACUGUGGAUCGGCCUCGGCAUUGGAAUUUUUAUUUUAGUCUUUAUCGUUCAAACGGUAUGCAUUAUUAUAUACACACGAAAAGUAAAAUCGGCACGUCGAACAAUUGAAGACAUCAUACGUUCUAAGGAAUUAAAUCGUGACGACAGCAAAGCACGCUACAGUAAGACUCCAGGAAAACUGAUAAAAAAUCCUGAGAAUAUCGAGGCGUGUCAUUACGAGUCAUUACCGGAAUUAAACAAAAUAAACAAAAAACCUCCGCCACCGCCCAUAGAGACUCUACCUCGUGUUCCACAUUCAAAUCCAUUACCAGAACCAUUGGCAACACCAAACAUUCACAUAAUACCACCACGGACAGUACCAGUGAAUUAUUUCCAUCAAACAGCGAGCAUGCCAAGGAAUAGAGAACGGCUACCCACCCCUAAGGAAAUUGACUAUGUACGAGAUCCAAAGCCUCAGAGAAGUAGAUCACCGAUGCCUUUACCGCAUGAAGUCACAGCAGUUAAGCCUUCAACUCUACCAUCAAGAUCUCGUAAGAACUCCCUCAAUGUCAGACCAAAGCAUAUUUUGCCGGCUCCAAUAGUACCAGGGGAAAAUCAUGAAUUGCUGUCAAAGUUGAAACGACGAGCAGCGAUGAACGAAUCCACAUCCAGUUCGACGAGUAGUGUGUCACCGCCAACAUUACCUAAGCCUGUUUCACAACAAACGAAAAAAAUUGCACGAGCCCCAAGUCCAAAAUUGCCGAGGCCGAGAUAUGAAAAUGAUUCCGAUGAGGAAUGGGAGAUCGAGCAAUUAAAGCCGUUGAACUUGUACAAUGUUUAAAAAUUUUUUUU